AGAAAGCUUCACGCUCGGAUUGACUCGACUUCGACUGAAUCCAGUGCGUGAGACGCUUGUGUACUAUCGCUCCUCUAUCUCAAGCACAUCUGAAAAGUAGGACUGUGAGUAGUCAUGCCUACCGUGGCCGUGGACAAGGAGGACCUGUGGAAGAGGCUGGGACGGGAGUAUUCUGCCGAUGAUUUCGACAAACUCUUGUUCGAGUUUGGCCUUGAGCUUGACGAGGAUACAACUGAGGAAGUGGAGGCCGCGAGGAGGAAGGGAUUGCCCGCAGAGCGUCCGCAACUCAAAAUAGAAAUCCCUGCAAACAGAUACGAUCUCCUUUGCAUCGAAGGCAUCGCUCGCGCACUACGGGUAUUCCUUGGACUUGACAAGGCUCCUCAAUACAAGCUGGUGUAUCCAACAGGAGGGGAGUCAGAUCUCUUGACGGUCACAGUCGCCCCUGAGACGAAGCGAAUCCGACCAUACUUUGCAUGCGCCGUCCUGCGCAAUGUUCACUUCACUCAACUAUCCUAUGACUCUUUCAUUGACCUCCAAGACAAGCUGCACCAGAAUCUAUGUAGAAGACGUCAAUUUGUCGCGAUCGGUACGCACGACCUGGACACACUGAAGCCGCCGUUCAGAUAUGAAGCACGGCCGCCGAAGGACAUCAAGUUUGUUCCUCUAAACAAGGAUCAAGCAUACACUGCAGAGGAGCUCAUGACGGUGUACGAGUCAGAAAAGCAUCUGUCGCGGUACUUGCCUAUCAUCCGCGACUCACCUGUGUACCCGAUCAUCUACGACACACACGACACAGUGCUUUCGAUGCCUCCCAUCAUCAACUCGGACCACAGCAAGAUUACCAUGAACACGCGUAAUAUCUUCAUUGAUAUCACCGCGACGGAUGAGACGAAGCUUGCAAUCGUCGCAAACAUCAUUACGACGAUGUUCUCAGAAUACUGCUCUGAGCCCUUCGCCAUCGAGCCGUGCAAGGUCGUCUACCCUGAUGGCACCACCCGCAUUACCCCCGACCUCACUUACCGCCCCGCGACCGCUCACGCCUCUUACGUCAACUCAUGUACCGGGCUGAACCUGAGCGCAAAGGAGGUUGCGGGGCUCCUUGAGCGCAUGACCCUCUCUGCGACGCUCUCCACGGAGAACUCGGACGAGGUCAUCGUGCAAAUCCCGCCCACGCGGCCAGACAUCCUGCACGAGUGCGACAUCAUGGAGGAUGCCGCCAUCGCGUAUGGCUUCAACAAGCUGCCAGAUACCUUCCCUGCCACGAGCACGGUGGCGCAGCCGCUAGCCAUCAGCAAACUCAGCGACAUCGUCCGCAUCGAGUGGGCGCUCGCGGGCUGGGUGGAGGCCCUCCCUCUCAUCUUGUGCUCACAUGAAGAGAACUUCGCGUGGCUCAACCGCAAAGACGACGGCACGCAGGCCGUGCGGAUCGCGAACCCGAAGACGCUCGAGUUCCAGGUCGUGCGCACGUCGCUGCUGCAGGGCCUGCUCAAGACGAUCCGCGAGAACCGCUCGCACCCGCUCCCGAUCAAGGUGUUCGAGACCGCCGACGUCGUCUUCAAGGACAAGACGCGCGAGCGCCAGGCGCGCAACGUCCGCCACGCCGCGGCGGUCUGGUGCAACAAGACCGCGGGCUUCGAGGUCAUCCACGGCUUGCUGGAUAGGAUCAUGCGCAUGUUGGAGGUGCCGAGGAUCGCGAGCACAGACACGAAGGCGGAGACCGGGUACUACAUCAAGGAGAGGCAGGACCCCACUUUCUUCCCCGGCCGUGCUGCCACGAUCUACUACCGCGCUCCUCCCAAGGAGAGGCACACCAGUGCGCUCGCGCACCUGAAGAGCAGCAUCAAGGCUGCAGUCGGCUCGCCCAACGACCAGGAGAUCGGCGUCCUCGGCAUUCUGCACCCGACCGUGCUCGAGAACUUCGAGAUCCCCUUCCCGUGCUCCGCUGUCGAGUUCACUCUCGAGCCGUUCAAGGGCGAGAUGCAGGCCGUCUGGACGAACUCAGACUGAGCAUCAUCAACGGAGUGGGGUAUGCAGAAUGACACCGCUGAACUGUAGAAUUGGAGAAGCGUUGCAGUGUAUCCAAC
Molecule: messenger RNA, 2084 nt
Organism: Rhodofomes roseus
Lineage: Eukaryota; Fungi; Basidiomycota; Agaricomycetes; Polyporales; Fomitopsidaceae
Product: phenylalanyl-tRNA synthetase
Exons: 10
Coding region: 115-2007 (630 amino acids)
Biological process (GO): phenylalanyl-tRNA aminoacylation
Cellular component (GO): cytoplasm; phenylalanine-tRNA ligase complex
Molecular function (GO): ATP binding; RNA binding; phenylalanine-tRNA ligase activity
Source: RefSeq, a predicted model, not a curated record